CCUGAAUUUCAAUUUCAAUUACCAAAAUCUCCGGCCUAUCAAACCCUAGACCACCCGGAAGUCACAACAACCAAGCUUUGCUCCAAAAAGCUUCGUCCUUUUUCGUCUUCUUCUCUCUCUAUACUUCUUAGAUCAGAAACCCUAGAAAUCCCUGCAAUUCCAGUCAUUGAUGUACGCCUACGACAACCGUUACGCCGACGCUAACUCCUACCGCGAGCGCCGAAGUGACCUAAUGGGUCCAGCGCCUGCGGCGGCGGCGCCACCGGUCUACGGCCGUGGCGGUGGGGUGGCCCCGUACAGGGGCCCAGCGCCUUCGUACGGAGGAGGCGCGGCUGGACCGGUAGGAGAUAGGAAUGGAUACCCUCCUUUCCAGCCCCCGGCGGGGCGGUUCAGCAUCGGCCGAGACGGCGGUGGUAGUUUUGGCGGGAGAGGCCGUGGUGGCGGCGGUAGGGGUUUCGAUGGAGGCCGUGGGGGUAGGAGCUCUGGUUAUAGUCGGGGAGGAGGGAGUUCAGGUUUCGGUGGUGGCAGAGGAGGUGGUAGACAUGGUGGUGGUUCAUCGAGAGGAGAUUUGGAUGGUAUUGUUCUUCCUAAGCAGGAUUUCGGGGAUCUGGUUCCUUUUGAGAAGAAUUUCUAUGUUGAAAGCCCCUCGGUGAAGGCAAUGUCAGAGCAUGAGGUUGUGGCUUAUCGAGGCAGGAGGGAGAUUACUGUUGAAGGGCAUGAUGUCCCCAAGCCGAUUCAGACGUUUCGGGAUGCAAGUUUCCCUGGUUACUGUCUUGACGCGAUAGCUAAGUUGGGUUUUGUUGAACCAACACCAAUCCAGGCUCAAGGAUGGCCUAUGGCACUAAAGGGUAGAGAUUUAGUUGGAAUUGCUGAGACUGGUUCCGGAAAAACCCUUUCAUAUCUGCUGCCAGCUCUGGUGCAUAUUAGUGCUCAGCCUCGAUUAGAUUCAGGUGACGGCCCUAUUGCUUUAGUAUUAGCACCUACUCGGGAAUUGGCAGUUCAAAUUCAACAAGAAGCUGUAAAAUUUUGUUCACAAAAUUAUAUUAAGAGUACAUGCAUUUAUGGUGGUGCUCCAAAAGGACCCCAAAUACGUGAUCUCAGAAGAGGGGUUGAGAUUGUUAUAGCUACACCUGGCCGACUAAUAGAUAUGUUGGAAGCUCAGCACACAAAUUUGCGAAGAGUGACUUACCUAGUUUUGGAUGAGGCUGAUCGGAUGUUGGACAUGGGAUUUGAGCCGCAGAUAAGGAAAAUUGUAUCCCAAACCCGACCAGAUCGGCAGACAUUGUAUUGGAGUGCUACAUGGCCAAGGGAGGUUGAAUCUUUAGCAAGGCAGUUUUUACGUAACCCCUAUAAGGUAAUCAUUGGAUCAGCAAGUUUGAAAGCAAACCAAUCCAUAAAGCAAGUUGUUGAAGUUGUGACCGAGUUCGAGAAAUAUAAUAGGCUGCUAAAAUUGCUAAAAGACUCAAUCGUCGGGAGCCGAAUUCUGAUAUUUGUGGAGACGAAAAAGGGUUGUGACCAUGUUACUAAGCAAUUGAGAAUGGAUGGAUGGCCAGCUCUGUCCAUUCAUGGUGAUAAAAACCAGGCUGAAAGAGACUGGGUCUUGUCUGAGUUUAAAAGUGGCAGAUCUCCUAUAAUGACUGCCACUGAUGUGGCUGCACGUGGUCUUGAUGUGAAGGACAUAAAAUGCGUGAUCAAUUAUGAUUUUCCAUCAAGCCUUGAGGAUUAUGUCCACAGGAUUGGACGGACGGGACGUGCAGGGGCAACAGGAACUGCUUUAACCUUUUUCACAGAGUCGAAUGGUAAAUUCGCAAGGGAAUUGAUCAAGAUCCUGCAGGAAGCAGGUCAGGUUGUGAGUCCGGCAUUGUCUGCCAUGGCACGAUCAUCUGGUUCUAACUAUGGAGGGGGGAAUUUCCGUUCGAGAGGGCGGGGAGGCUUUGGUAAUCGGUCUGGUUCAAAUAAUGUUCCUGUUGGUUACAAGAGACCUUGGUAGUCGCCGCUGUGAUGGAGGCAGCAUAUUUAUUCAGCAGAUCUAAACACAAGCAAACUUAGUAAAAUGAACGUGUUCUGUUUUUGAUUUUCUUUUUCAUUUCAUUUGUGUUUGUAUUUGGCUAGUGACCAGAAAUAAUGAAUUCAUAAUGUUCUUACAAAUUUGCUGCAAUGCCAUUCGGUGAUAUUUAGUCUAUUACAAAUCUUAAAUC
This is a messenger RNA of Fragaria vesca subsp. vesca, 2198 nucleotides long. Its product is annotated as DEAD-box ATP-dependent RNA helicase 30-like. Bases 170 to 1990 code for a protein of 606 amino acids. NCBI's taxonomy places the organism in Eukaryota, Viridiplantae, Streptophyta, Magnoliopsida, Rosales, Rosaceae. The transcript is spliced from 10 exons. Gene Ontology annotation, molecular function: RNA helicase activity; ATP binding; RNA binding. The record is from RefSeq and is a predicted model, not a curated record.